UUCUUAAAAGCUCACUCUGUUAGGGUUUCGUGGCUCGCUAAUCCUUUUAUUAGUUUCACAAACCCAAUAGAAUAGUUUCUGAAGCUGAAUCUCUCUCGUCACCAUGAUCACAUGAUCAUAUCUAAGCUCUAAUUGGAUUCGCGUGUUCGCAAUUUGACGGAUUUUGUACCAAAUUGCUGUCUCUCUGUUCAGAAAGAAUGGAACAAAAACGCAAAAUCGGUGGUGAAGUUUUUAAUAGUCGAGGUGUUGCGAACAAGGACAGGAUCAGUGAGUUGCCUGAAGAAUUACUUCUGCACAUAUUGUCUUCACUUCCGACAGUAAUUGCUAUAACCACUAGUGUUCUGUCUAAACGGUGGAAGUCUCUUUGGAAGGUGUUGCCAAAUCUCAAUUUUUAUUCUGGCUAUCGCCAUACAUCUUCAGAUAAUAUUUGCAGUUCUUUAAUUCUACAUAAAGCUCCGGUCCUAGAGAGUUUGUAUUUGGGAUUUGGAGAUGAGAGUGAUGCUUCGGAUGUUGGGAUAUGGAUUGGAAUUGCUUUUGCACGCGAUCUGCGCAAAUUGGUACUCAGUUUUCCAUGUUAUGAUGACGACUCAGUAAGAUUUCCGAGUUCUUUGUGUUGUUGUAGUAACACACUAGAGAGCUUGAAACUCAAGUUUUCAAUUUUUCUAGACCUUCCUUCUCGGGUCUGUUUCAACUCCCUUAGAGAGUUGCAUCUUUACUAUACACUAUUCAAAGACGAGGAAUCUGUUUCAAACCUUUUAUGCGGCUGCCCUAGACUUGAAGAUUUGGUGUUGCAUCGGAUAAGAAAUAACAAUGUGGAAACUUUAACUAUUGCGGUGCCAUCGUUACAGAGACUAACCAUUGAAGAUGAUCACUAUGGAGGUGAUGGUGGCUAUGUGAUAAAAGCUCCUUCUUUGAAAUACUUUAACAUCGAUGGGUUCAAUAGGAUUGGAUUUUGUCUGAUUCAGAAUGCGCCAGAGCUGGUGGAUGCAAUAAUCACCAACGUUUUUGAUAUAACCAAUGAGAAAAUGCUGGAACCUCUAACUUCAGCCAAACGCCUUUCCUUAGACUUAUCACCCUUAAAGAUUAAGUAUCCUACUGGUAAAAUCUUCUAUCGGCUUCUAUUUUUGGAGCUGCAUACAAACAAAGAAGAGUGGUGUAAUCUUCUUUCGCUCAUGCUCGAUAGUUCUCCUAAAUUACAAAUCCUCAAGCUCAUUGACUCAAAGUGGUAUAUUAAUAAAGAUAAUCUGGUGGACCGGAGAUGGAAUCAACCGAAAUGUGUACCAGAAUGUUUGUUGUUCCAUCUUGAGACAUUCGAAUGGACAAGAUACAGAUGGCAACUAGAAGAUGAGAAAGAAGUGGCUACAUACAUCCUCAAGAACGCAAGACGCCUGAAGAAAGCAACUCUCUCCACAAAAUCCAUCGAACCUAACGAGCUCGAGAAGUUGGAAAAGAGACGUGAGAUGCUCAAUGAGUUGGCUAAUGUGGUUAGGGCCUCAAACUCAUGUCACCUCGUGUGUGAAGCUGAUUGAUACCUACUCUUCUAGUUAAUUGUUGUUCCAUCUUGAAACAUUUUUUGGAGAGGAUACGGAUAGCAACUAGAAGAUGAGAAAGAAGUGGCUACCUACAUUCUAAAGAACGCUAGACGCUUGAAGAAAGCAACUCUCCACAAAACCCAUCCAAUCUAGAAAGCUCGUGGAGUUGUAAAAGAGAUGUGAGAUGCUGAACGAGUUGAUUAUUGUGGCUAGGGCUUCAAAUUCAUGUCACCUCGUGUGUGAAGCUGAUGUAAUGGGUAGGAUAUUUUUCUUUUCAAGUACGAUUUCUAUUUUGUGGAUUUAAUUAUAAAACUAGUAGGAUAUUAUU
Camelina sativa (false flax) is the source of this 1860-nucleotide messenger RNA. RefSeq names its product FBD-associated F-box protein At3g49020. NCBI's taxonomy places the organism in Eukaryota, Viridiplantae, Streptophyta, Magnoliopsida, Brassicales, Brassicaceae. The record is from RefSeq and is a predicted model, not a curated record. Gene Ontology annotation, molecular function: protein binding.